AUGCAGACCUGGGUCACUGUGGCGGUGACUCUGGCCACACUGAUGGUCGCCGCCGUGGAUGCGAAGAUCUACGAAUGCUGUGAACUGGCAAUGAAGCUGAAGAAGGUGGGCCUCAGUGGCUUCAAGGGCUACAGCAUUGGAGACUGACUGUGCAUGGCACACUAUGAGAGUGGCUUUGACACCUCCUUCGUGGGCCACAAUCCUGACCGCAGCAGCAAAUACGGCAUUUUCCAGCUGAACUCCACCUGGUGGUAUAACGAUGGUAUUACACCCACCCAGAACCUCUGUCACAUCGAGUGUCGAGACCUGCUCAACCGCCAUAUUCUGGAUGAUACCUUGUGUGCCGGGAAGGUGGUGUCCUCAGGGAAUGGUAUGACUGCUUGGGAUUCAUGGACCCGGCACUGUUCUGGCCAUGAUUUAUCUGAAUGGCUCAAGGAAUGCAAUAUGCAUGACAAAGCUGUCUCAAAGAAAACUAAUAAUUCAUGA
Molecule: messenger RNA, 486 nt
Organism: Neomonachus schauinslandi (Hawaiian monk seal)
Lineage: Eukaryota; Metazoa; Chordata; Mammalia; Carnivora; Phocidae
Product: sperm acrosome-associated protein 5-like
Exons: 4
Biological process (GO): fusion of sperm to egg plasma membrane involved in single fertilization
Cellular component (GO): acrosomal vesicle; sperm flagellum
Molecular function (GO): lysozyme activity
Source: RefSeq, a predicted model, not a curated record